GGGGAAGAGCGAGUACGAAAUUGUGGCAGAGGUAAACAACAGAAGUUAUCCGAAGAUCUCAAGCCCAAAGGAUGUAAAUACAUACAGGACUGCUUAGCAUGUAGAAGACGCUACGCGAUACGAGCAGACAUCUAUCUAGAAAGCGAACCAAUGAGCGUUGUGUGUUGAUGUGGAGAGGCGAGAGUCACAGGUUUUGUUCAACAUUCCUCCCCGGCCGAUCGACGCGGUGGGGGGAGCAGCUCGAGUGAGUAAUGCUUUCACUUUUCCAGCGAGAAGAUGGAUGAAAAAUCCAACUACAGCCGGAUCCUUAUCGCGCUGGUGAUGGUGUUGUUAUUCGCAGUUAUUGUGCUACAGUAUGUAUGUCCUACGUCCGAUUGCCAGUUGCUACACCUGGCAUCAUUGUCCUCCAGACUGGGGAGUCGAGCGCCCGGGGAUCACACAGGCGGAAUCAACGGAGCCAGUGCGGGAGACCCGUACAGUUCUGAGGACGGUGCGUUGGCUCGAUUCGUCCCUCGCUUUAAUUUCACCACCAAAGACCUUUAUCGCGUUGUAGAAUUCAACAUCAAGGAGAACGAUGUUAUAGUGUUUCUCCAUAUUCAGAAGACCGGGGGGACCACUUUCGGCCGUCACCUCGUCCGCAACAUUCAGCUGGAGAGGCCGUGCGAGUGCUAUGCGGGCCAGAAGAAGUGUACCUGCUACCGGCCAGGCAAACGGGACACCUGGCUGUUCUCCCGCUUCUCCACCGGCUGGAGUUGUGGACUUCACGCGGACUGGACAGAGCUCACCAACUGCGUGCCUUCUUUCAUGAACACCCGAGAGUCUCAGGAGAGGCGCAGAACUCCCAGCAGGAACUACUACUACAUCACAAUCUUGAGGGAUCCAGUGUGGAGGUACCUGAGUGAAUGGAGGCACGUUCAGCGUGGUGCCACUUGGAAGGCCUCUAAACACAUGUGUGAUGGGCGUCUACCUACACUGACUGAGCUGCCCAGCUGUUACACCAGCGAUGACUGGUCGGGCUGCUCACUGGAGGAGUUCAUGGCCUGUCCUUAUAACCUGGCCAACAACAGACAGACCCGUAUGCUGGCAGACCUCAGCCUUGUGGGCUGCUAUAACCUCUCAGUCAUGAGUGAGAGCCAGCGUUGGGCUGUGCUACUGGAAAGUGCCAAGCGCAAUUUGCGCAAUAUGGCCUUCUUUGGCCUGACAGAAUAUCAGCGCAAGACACAAUACCUCUUUGAACAAACAUUCCGCCUGUCCUUCAUUGCGCCGUUUACGCAGCUCAAUGGCACUCGUGCUACAAGUGUCGAGGUGGAACCGGAGACCCAGUGGAGGAUUCGGGAGCUGAACCAGUGGGAUGUGGAGCUGUAUGAGUAUGCACGGGACCUCUUCCUCCAGCGUUUCCAGUACGCAAGACAGCAGGAGCGCAGGGAAGCCCGUCAGCGGCGACUGCAGGAGAGGCGCAAGUUACGUGCCAAGGUGAAGCCUUGGUGGGGGGUAACUGGAAAAGUUGUUUUUAAACCCACCAAGGGGCCACAGCUUACUGAACAAUCUCCCAUUCUGAGUUUUUCAGAAGAAAAACAAACAGACAUGGAACAAAAGCUAGAGACUGAGACAGAAGAACAGGUAGAGGACAACUGGUUACAGGAGGAUGACAGUGAAGCCAUUUUGGACUAUUUAGAAAAUGUAGAACAGUGGCGAUAGCCAAUAGCUACUUGGGAAGAGGGUUGUUAUUACUGAACUCAAAAGGAAAUGGCGAUUCUGUUUUAUUGCUAUGGGGUACUCAUAAUCCUUCAAGCUCAAUUUACCUCUAAUAUGUUAAAUAUUGGCACACACGGGUUAUUAUUUGUUGUUGCUCUUUUUGUGUUUCAUAGACACAAGCAUUCUGUGGAAUUCACAGUAGAAGUCCAAUAUAUUGAUUCUUAAAACAUAGUUUCACUGUCAAAUAUCAGAUUUUGAAUCAUCGUCUUGCUGCCUGACCUGUCCUGAGCCAUGUGAACUGAGGAGAGGCUAAGAUCCAUACACAUCACCACUGUGUGCAGUAGGAGUGUAUUUAACUAAAGGUUGCACCAGGGAGAUCCCUGCAAUUAAUGUACUGUAAGUCAAUUAUGGAUGAAAAGCAACUGCUAAUCGUGAAAGCCAAAAGUUGGAAUGUUUCAAAAAUGCCAUUUUCAGAGGGAGAUGCUGGUAGCAGCAUGCUUGUAUUUACAUUAUGUAAUGUAAGAAAAUAAUUCAAAAUAUUGCUGCUUUUUUUUUUUUUUUUUUUUUUUUUUUUUUUUUUGCGAUUUGGCCAUU
Myxocyprinus asiaticus (Chinese sucker) is the source of this 2289-nucleotide messenger RNA. RefSeq names its product heparan-sulfate 6-O-sulfotransferase 2. Lineage: Eukaryota; Metazoa; Chordata; Actinopteri; Cypriniformes; Catostomidae. Gene Ontology annotation, cellular component: membrane. The transcript has 2 exons. The record is from RefSeq and is a predicted model, not a curated record. The coding region runs from base 277 to 1698 and encodes 473 amino acids. Gene Ontology annotation, molecular function: heparan sulfate 6-sulfotransferase activity.